Molecule: messenger RNA, 7782 nt
Organism: Penaeus vannamei (Pacific white shrimp)
Lineage: Eukaryota; Metazoa; Arthropoda; Malacostraca; Decapoda; Penaeidae
Gene: foxo
Product: forkhead box, sub-group O
Biological process (GO): regulation of transcription by RNA polymerase II
Cellular component (GO): nucleus
Molecular function (GO): RNA polymerase II cis-regulatory region sequence-specific DNA binding; DNA-binding transcription factor activity, RNA polymerase II-specific
Source: RefSeq, a predicted model, not a curated record
GCAGAAUAUAUUAUGACGCAAUAGUAUCCGUGUGUUUUGUCCUGAGAGAUGUAAGGUGGAGGAAGGGUUGUCAGCAGCGCUUGCUUUCACUCAUGUGCAAGCGCAAGCAUCGGCCUUUAGGUUUAUUCAGCAAUAAUGAUGACCGGACGCCCCGUCAGUGUGUGCUGUGUGUUAUCCUCACGUUGUGAAUGUUGUUAUUUGAAUGAAGAUAGUGCAAAUGGUGAGUGUGCAAAGUUAGUGGUCGCAGCCGGUGGCGCCUCUGGUGGCGAGUGGCGGCAGCUCGUCGUGGGUCGGGUCGGGCUAGUCAGUCAGUCAGUCGGUGGGCCGCGUAGCCUUAGGACGCGCGCUCCUCCAGUGUAGUGAUGAUCAUGUCCACUCGCCUCGGGCCUCGGUGACGACGCGUGUGACCAAUACAUUAUUCCGCAUCAAGUGUCAACCAGUACUUCACUCUUAAGUCUUUGUGAUUUUGUUCUACAUUUUUGUAAUGAUGGCAACAAGUUUCUUUUCGUUGGUGAAAGAGGAACCCGAUACAGGACACGAUAUUAUGGAAACUACACCUGUGGCACUGCCACCCACAAGCGUGGGCAUGGGCGGUCAUACAUCCCCGGGGAGCGGUGGCCCACAUGUGGGCGGCCCGCCCAUGCAGGCCGGGAUGCCUUUGACACCCGUGACCCCCACCAGUCUUCAGCCUCCCCCUCACCACCGUAUCGAGAUUGACCCCAACUUCGAGCCCGUGGCACGCUCGCGCUCCAACACGUGGCCGCUGCCCUGCCCCGAAGGCUACAUGGAAGGGGAAGAGCCCGUGGCGGUCGCCACCGAAGGCCCCGUCCCCGUUGACCAGCCGCGGCCUCCGGGCGCCGUUGGUCCGGGCGACCCUCCGGGCGGCCCGCCCAAGAAGAACACCUCCCGCCGGAACCCCUGGGGCAACAUGUCCUACGCCGACCUCAUCGCACAGGCCAUCAUGUCGUCCCCCGACGGACGCGCCACGCUGUCCCAGAUCUACGACUGGAUGGUGCAGAACGUCCCCUACUUCAAGGACAAGGGCGACUCCAACUCUUCCGCCGGCUGGAAGAACUCCAUCCGCCACAACCUGUCGCUCCACAACCGCUUCAUGCGCGUCCAGAACGAGGGGACAGGCAAGUCCUCCUGGUGGGUCCUCAACCCCGAUGCUAAGCCGGGCAAGUCCACGCGCCGCCGAGCCAACACUAUGGAAGGCGGCCGCUACGAGAAGAAGCGAGGCAGGGUCAAGAAGAAGCUUGAGGCGCUCCGGAACGGCCAGGAGAUGACACCGUCGCCGUCGUCGUCGCUGAGUGAGAGCCUGGACCUGUACCCCGACUCCCCCCACACGCACCCAGUGCACAGCGCGUACAGCCAGCUCUCCCCGCAGGACUACCGACCCAGGGCCUCCUCCAACGCCUCCUCCUGCGGGAGACUGUCCCCCAUCCCCGCGAUAGAGUCCGAUAUGCAUGAUUCACAGGUACCGCCCAUGUCCCCUGGCAUCGGCGGGUGGGGCGGAGAAUACUGGCCCCACCACGCCCACCCUCACCCGCUCGCCCACGACCGGUAUGCCGACCAGUUAGUGGACUCCAUGGGCGAGGGGCUGAAGCUCGGGCCGGACUCCUGGGGCGGCCCAGCACGCCCGCCCAACCCCCAAGACUGUAUGAAGAUGUCCCAGCUGUCGCCGCACGGCCCGCCCACCUCGCACCUGAACGGCUACGUCACCCACCACCACCACAACCACCACCCGCAGGGCUUCAGUAGCUUUGAAGACUUCCGAUUCAACCCCCACAACCCCCACGGGCCGGCCUUCCCCCACCCGCCCGCGCAGCAUCCGCCCACACCCCACCAAGACAAGAUGGCAACGCCCACACGCCCGCAUCCACACAAUAACUACUCCCUGACCAGUCUACAGGCUUUGUCCCCGGCACACAGCGUCCACAGCCUGUCGCCUACGCAGCCCCUGGGGGAGGGGCACUACCCGGGGCCCGGAGGCGAGGCGCACCAGCCCUCCAACUUCCCUUCCCCCCCCACCUCACAGCCACAACACACUCACUCCGCCCACACUGCCCUCUCGGCGUCCAACAGUGAACCCAAUAUGCUCAGGGCAGCAUUAACCCACCGUGAACAGCAGCAGCAGCAACAGCAGCAGCAGCAACAACAACAACAACAGCAGCAACAACAGCAACAGCAGCAGCAGCAGCAGCAGGGCCACAAUAGCAGUCCAGGGAGUGGUAGCGCGGGCGGCGGUGGGCAGGCGGGUCACAACGGAGCGCCCGGUGGUGGGUCUGGUGGUUCUGUGCCGAUGCAGGACUUUGUGGACUUCGACACCCCGAUUCAGGGUGGCUUGGACUGUAACGUAGAGGAGGUGAUCAAGCAUGAGCUACAGGUCGAGGGGAACCUGGACUUCUCCUUCCCACAAGCUCAUCACGGACACCACGCCCACGCACACGCCCAUGCACAUGCCCACGCCCACGCCCAUGGGCACCCCGACACCCCUCAGAUGGCCGUGCCCUCGGGGAUGCCCUACCCAUGCUCGUCCAUCGCAGCCGGGAACCAGUGGGUCCGCUAGAAAGGUGCGAGGAAGACUCGGAGGUCCAGGACCUGAUCGCUAGCAAGAACGCAUCACCAGCACACACAUCGGAUCACCAGCUUGACGGCUUGAAGCUUUCCCAGCCCAUGAAGAGGUUCCCGCCGGGCCGAGGCGGCCUGGGGCGCGGGGCCCGGCGCGCGCCCCGGACCGCGUCCCGAGCGUCGCGGCGGCGAGGCGCUGGGGCCGCCGGCCGCCUCCUCGCCUGCGGGCGGGACGGCGGCGGACCCGGAACGAGCAUGUCGAGCAAAUUUUGUGAUAUUUUAUGCAGAAAAGAUAUAUCCCGGAGCUCGCCAGAGCAGGGCUAUAUGUUUUCUCCCACUAUGACCCAAAGCGAUUUUCCCCUUCGCGCCGGACGGACAGGUCGGCGACAGGUCAGAGACCAGCACCGCCUCGCUGGCGAGGAGGCCUUUCCGCCCCUACGCGCAGGAGGGACGGAAACGGAGAACCUCCCGCCGGCCUCGGGCGGGGCUGGCGCCGCGCAGAUCCUGGCAGUUCGCGAACGCUGACGCGACGUCCUCAUGGGCGCGGAAAGGAAGGGAAAGGAGCCGAUGUGGCCGUCUUAGGCGCUCCCCAAGACGACGUGUGAUGUGUCAACUGCUAAAGACAAUCAAACUAUCAAGAGUUUAUCAAGAAGAAAGUGAAGGUGAUUGUGAUGAAACUCUUUAACCAUAGCGGUGGUUGUGAAGAAGAUAAGUGGAUAACGAUAGGUUUCGAUGAAUAAUAACUUCUGUUGUAAAGAUGUUGUGAUAGAGAUAGUGCUGGAGGCGAGGCUGGGAGAGACAGGACUCGCGCCGGCCGUCUCCAAGCAUGAUGUUCAGUGUGAUAUGCAGGGUUUCCCACCUGCCUGAUGCUGGCGGGCGGCCGACGACUCCUUCGGCGCCACCAGGGAGACAGCCGGGCCGGAAGGACGCGUGAGUCGGGAUUCGGCGUGGAGCUCGUCCUCGCCGGGCUGGGAGAGCCAGGGCGGAGGCGCUCGCCGCCGUUCGCCCGCCGCCGCAGACCGCGCGGGCGGGGCGGCGGGCGUGAGCGCCGGGAGCGGAGCCGACGCAGUGCACGAGGGAACCGGAGUGGCGGAGGAAACUUCCUUGCUCACCCACGCCAAUAUCGCCAGUCGUGGAAAAGUGUCAUGGUGCUUUUCAUACAUUGUAUAAAUUUAAUAGAAUUACAGUUUUAGCAAAUGACCAGCUUAUGUAACGCAGCAAUGAACCUUUGUAUUUUCAUAUGCAGAAAAAAAUGUCUACCCUCAUUUUGUUGUCCACAAAAAUCCGCGCGUUUUUAAUACCAUCAGCCCAGGUCAGUCACGCAGUUAUUAUUUAUCCAAAAGAAGUUUUAGCCUCGCAUAACUGCGCCGUACGAUGAAUGUCCGAGCAAAUAAAGCAGAAGCUUCGAUGUUCUUGCUGCAGAGGCGAAGCGAAACGGGGGUCGAGUGGCAAUUAAUAACUGAUUGUAUCCCUUGAAAAAAAAGACUUUCACACGAAAUACCUGAAGGAGCAGUCAGCCGUGGAGUGAACAGACAUUUUGGUGUGUAAUUUGUUGAACUCUAUUUUACCCGUCGUUCUAUGCUUAAAUGCAACAGUCGAGCUGUAACCAUUAGGCUGGUUCCUAGACGAGGUAAUCUUUUGUUUAUUGGUCAAGCCUCAUUGUUCAUGGUUCAUACGUUCAAGCAUAAAAGUGAAUCGUCAUAAAUGGGACUGACGGAUGGGGCAGCAAACUGCAUGCAUUCUGCUGGCAGGGUAUUCUUUGUGUAGCAUCGCAUGUGGACGUUACGACUCCAACUCUCAAGUAGUUGGUGAACAGCCAGUGGUCGCCUCGUCGGGGGGGCGCUCGGGGAGGAUGACCCGAGCCCCAAGGUCGUCGGCUCGCGGGCGGGUGAGGGCGGUGUGUGCACGGACCUGCUGCGUGCCUCGUGCCUGGAGACCAGAAGACAUCUACGUGUGUUGCACAGCGCUCGCACCGCCGGGGAACCGUUCCCUUGACCAGAGAGAGGGCCAGUUACUUACCCAGGCCAGAUUACUCCACCAAGCCUUCAGGGAGUGAACGCUCGUCCUCACCAAAUACUUGAGAAUUAGGUUACCUGUAUGUGUAAACUCCGCUGGCUGGCGUUUGUACAUAAUAGUUUAUUCCUAUGUACAUACAUUUUUUAUGUCGUAGGUCUUACUAGAAACAGAGCCUUGAAGCAGUCGGCAGAAUUGUUAGUUUUAUAUUGUAGUUCCGACUGGUUUAUAAUGUCACAAUCACGUAUGGACGUAGAUCCCUUUUACUGUCUGGUUCAUGUAUUGAAAUUAAGAUUCUUUACGCUGGUUCUUGUUUCGUACGUGGCGCCAGAGUCUUUAUCCUGGUUCAUCUAUGAUACUAAUAUUCAUAAUGCUGGUGCGCGUGCGGUGCCGAAUUCGCUACGCAGAUUCGUCUUCAGAGAUCGGGAGUUGCUGCGGUUGGCCCGCCGUCGUCGGAGGGCGGCGCCAGGGGCAGGAGCCGGCCGGGGGACGUCCCCUCGGGCGCCGGGAGGCCAGGCCGCCGGCGUCGCGAAGGGCGGACUCGCGGACCCGGGCUCGUGUGCGCGACGGAGGCCCGGGCGACGAAGGGGGGCGGAGGCAGGGUGCGGGGUCGUCGGCCGAGGGCGGCGAGGGCGGCGAGGGCGGGCGGGCGGGGUCGGAAUUGUUAUGCAGUUGUUGAUGAAUGGAAACGGGGUCUUCGGUGCUUCGAUUAAACACUUACUCUUUCUCGUUUCUUGCUUCCUGAGCUUUUUUAGCUUCCUAUCAUUUCUUUUGUGUUAUUUUCAAGGUGGUGUAGAUGCAUGACGCUUGGCAAAUUGUUCUAACACACACACACACACACACACACACACACACACACACACACACACAACACACACACACACACACAACACACACACACACACACACACACACACACACACACACACACACUUGCACAUCAUAUACACAUACACAUACAGUACACACACAUGCAUAUAUAUACAUAUACAUAUACAAAUACAUAUAAAUCACACACACACAUACGCACACAUAUAACCACGUCUUCAAUUAAUUCGUAAAACUGAUUUGCUUUCGAUUGUUGGCCGAGUAAAUGGUAAAAACUUUUUCGUUAAGACAAAGAGUCAAGCAUGACGAAUUGAAAAAAUAUAUAUACAGUUUAUUCGUACGAGUUAAAAUUAAAUUUUGUUACAAAUCAGAUUAGCAAUUGUUACGCUCAUUCUUUAUUAAAUUAAUUCAGAUAACCACAAAAUUUGGUUCAUUUUCCCCAAAAAUUAUUAGUCGUCUUGAGCGUCUAACACCACUCGUCAUCUUUCUCGUUUUUUUUGUUCUUCCUUUUCUUCCUAAACAAUAAGGGCAAGAAUAAUGAAAUACGUAUUUUCAUCUUACAAAAUGCGAAAAUAAUCUCAGCCUAAAAAACAAUCAAUAUUUGCAAAUUUGUGAAUCAACACGAAAAUGAAAAUUGUAAAAGCAUUCUUGGCAAAGACGUGAGUGAGGAUUUUUUUUUUUAAAAUGUGAUCUUUUAGGAUAAUUUAAUACGAUGAAAAUGAGUUUAUAUUCUAAGCUUAAAUUUUAUGGAAAGAAAAGAAUACAUUUUGUCCCAUUCAAUGCAGGACUGAAAAAAAUGUCACUGUUUAAAGCAACGGUUUGAUUAUAUAUAUUUUUCUACCAAAAGAUAUAUCUAAAUUUCCCUCGUGCGAUAUCAUAAUCUCUUCUUGCAAAAUUCCAGUACGAGUUGCUAUUAAAACAUUAAAACAUGCCCCGUACGCUAAUGUUUAUCCAUUUAAAAAAAGAUAUAUAUAUGGAUUUGUUAGUAUUUGUUUGCGAGAGAGAGAGAGAGAGAGAGAGCGAGAGCGAGCGUAGCCUGAAAUAGAUCUCAGGUGAAGUGGUUUCACAUUUGGUAAUUUGAGAAAUAUAUGUGUUAUAACGGCAAGGUUGUGAUGAGGAGACAAGGCCACGUAGCCCGGAGAGGUCGCUAGAUAAACACCGUAGCAUAGUUUUUACUAUACAGAGCUUGUACGUUAGUUCCUCUGUGCAGUUCGUUUUUUGAGUUCCAUGGAGAAUAUUGUAUUCCUUGUUGUAUAUAGUGUAUAGGAUUUUAUGUCAUCAAGUACCAAAAUGACGAAGCAUCGCCGUCUGUGAGAUUGGGAGCGUUGUGUCGUAGGCUACACCGGAGAUUUUAUAUUUUCUGUACUUAAUUUAAGUUAACUGUAAGCGCGGCGUGGUCGUCAUUUUGGUUUGCAAUGUAAGGACUUGCGCGAUUGGCUUCCUUUUUUUUUAAUGAUGGAAAUCUAUGAUCGAAGACUCGACUCACCGUUCAUAUGCAUAAUGUGAUCGGCUCGUGGAAGCUUUGUGAAUGGUGGUAUAGACAGGGUAUCCAGUAUAGCCCCUGACACAUUGUAGCUUGUCCGCGGCCGAGGCUCGUCCGGCCGGCGGGCCACGGCGGCCGGCGCGAGCUCUCGGCUGCGGCGCCACAACUAGGGAUUUCUUGAAGCGGCCGGUCGGCUCGGCUGGCGGACUUUUGGCGGGAAAAUGUUAAAAUUUGAAUAUCUUUUGUUGUCAGUGUUGUCAAUGAUCUCUAUAUUACCUUGUUAUGUUGCACAGCGCAAAUGAUUUAUCUUUAUUAAGUUUUGCAUAUUCUGAGUUAGCAUGAGAAGGAUGUGUCGACUGAGACAGUUUUGGAGAAGUGAAGGUAUGCGAAAGACUUCUAAGAGAAUGGUGUAGAAUGUGAUCGGGAAGGAAAGUGAACCGGAGGAGGAAAGUCUAACUUAACAUUGGUGUCUUAAAAUGUCAAGUCUUCACCCCAUGAGGCUACGAUCACCGCACUGUAGCGGCAAGAUCUCAGGUUACACAUCAAAGCAGGAUGAAUUACUCUGUUGUGUAAGAUAUUGGCAUAGAUUUACACACACACACACAUAACCAAUAACCUGUAAUAUAUAUGGAUAAUCUAUGGAAACACGUUGUCUUUUUUAAAUCGAUAUUUGGUACAUACACAAAUAUAUAUGUUAUAAAUGUAAAAUGAAAUCUGAUAUGUGAAUCAGUUCGAGUUGUAAUAUUCCAAACUGAUAAAUGUGGUACAAAAGGGACACGUAGAGAGUGGUAGUGAUGAAGGAAAGAGAAUGGUGAGGACUGUGUAGCUUUCGAUGUUGUCAUCUGUUGACUGUACAUGCAGCCAAACAAUAAAAUGUAUGAAGUAAU